UCUCCCCCCCAAAAAAAGGAGAUCCACUCGGAGACCCCCAAAGAUGCGCUGUGCGCCCACUGUCGGGGCCGCGCUGCUGCUGUGUGCCACCACCGCGGGGCUGCUGAGCGCCCAGGGGCGCCCCCCGCACCCCGACACCCCGCCUCGCUUCGCGUCCUGGGACGAGGUGAACGUGCUGGCCCACGGGCUCCUGCAGCUCGGCCACGGGCUCCGAGACCACGUGGAGCGCACCCGCCGGCAGCUGGGCGCCCUGGAGCGCAGGCUGGACGCCUGGGGGGACCCCCACGGGAGCCCCGAAGCCCCCCCGGAUGCCCUCCGCAGUCUGCAGACUCAGCUCAAGGCUCAGAGCAGCCGCAUCGAGCAGCUGUUUCAGAAAAUGUUGGAACAGCAGCGCCACUUGGAGAAACAACACCUGAGAAUACAAAAACUACAAACCAAGGUGGGUCUCUUGGCUCCCGUGCAUGUGGACCCCGGCCUAGAACCCCAGCCGGCCAGACAGAAGCGUCUCCCCAAGAUGACCCAGUCCAGUGGCUUGGCUCACAAUGCCAGCAGCCUGCAUGAGUUGCCCAGGGACUGCCAAGCCCUCUUCGAAGCUGGGGAGCGGCAGAGUGGCCUUUUCCAGAUCCAGCCUCCGGGGUCCCCACCCUUCCUGGUUAACUGCAAGAUGACUGAAGACGGGGGCUGGACGGUGAUUCAGAGACGCCAGGAUGGCUCGGUGGACUUUAAUCAGUCUUGGGAGGCCUACAAGGCUGGCUUCGGAGACCCUCAAGGCGAGUUCUGGCUGGGCCUGGAGAAGGUGCACAGCAUCAUGGGAGACCAGGGAAGUCGGCUCUCCAUUCAACUGCAGGACUGGGAAGGCAAUGCCCAGAGCCUCCAAUUCCCCGUGUAUCUAGGGGGCGAGGACACGGGCUACAGCGUGCAGCUCACCGCACCCGUGGCCAGAAUUCUGGGGGUCCCUAUCCUCUCCCCCGGGGGCCUCUCCCUGCCCUUCUCCACCUGGGACCAAGAUCAUGACCUCCAUAGGGACAAGAACUGUGCCAAGAACCUUUCUGGUGGUUGGUGGUUUGGUGGUACCUGCAGUCACUCCAACCUCAAUGGCCAGUACUUCCGCUCCGUCCCCAGACAGAGGCAGCAGAGGAAGAAAGGAAUCUUCUGGAAGACCUGGCGAGGCCGGUACUACCCACUACAGGCCACCACCAUGCUGAUCCAACCCGCCAUCGGGGUGGGGGCGUCGGAUACCGCCUCCUAGCCUCCACCCGCCAGGGGCCUGGUCGAAGGUCCCAGAGGAGAGUGACGUCGCCAAAGGCCCGUUUUAUUUCCUUGUGUUUGUGGCCACUCCCUGCCCAUGGCCAGGGGGUCCGGACCAGAGGCCAGCUGGAGCCCCAAGGACAAAGAAGUGGCACUGCGGCUGCUGGGGGGGCCCCGUGUGGAGUUGGGGAGCCCCGAAGUGUGGGACCCAGAAGCGCGUUGAGCCCCAGAGGCUCACCCAUUCCCAUUCGAUUUCCCAUCAUCCAAGGAGCUGGGUGGGGCACUGAGGGACCAUGGUGAGGGGGUGGGCACAGCCCUGCCCUCCCAGAGCAGAUUCAGUCACAUUGACUGUGGGG
Molecule: messenger RNA, 1604 nt
Organism: Erinaceus europaeus (western European hedgehog)
Lineage: Eukaryota; Metazoa; Chordata; Mammalia; Eulipotyphla; Erinaceidae
Gene: ANGPTL4
Product: angiopoietin like 4
Exons: 7
Coding region: 44-1249 (401 amino acids)
Biological process (GO): triglyceride homeostasis
Molecular function (GO): enzyme inhibitor activity
Source: RefSeq, a predicted model, not a curated record